This is a messenger RNA of Exaiptasia diaphana, 606 nucleotides long. RefSeq names its product severin. The record is from RefSeq and is a predicted model, not a curated record. Gene Ontology annotation, molecular function: actin filament binding. The coding region runs from base 126 to 563 and encodes 145 amino acids. Lineage: Eukaryota; Metazoa; Cnidaria; Anthozoa; Actiniaria; Aiptasiidae. The transcript is spliced from 6 exons.
CAAUCGCAUCGUGUAAAUCCGACUUUUAACGAUUAUUGGUGAAAUGCUUUACCAUCGUUUAUUAUUCACAGUGGUGUGGUCAAGAUGCGUCUCCAUUCGAAAGGAACAAAGGAAAAGAAGUAGCCAUGGCACUUGAUGAAGAAAGAAAUGGCAAAGCCAAAGUAGAAGUUCUUGAUGACCAAGAUAUUAACGACAUGGAUGAAUCAUUGGCUGCGCUUUUCCCAGAUGGAACUGGGAAUGGACAAGCCCCAGACCCCACACGGCAGCCGUUUGAAAAAGUACUUUAUAGGCUAUCGGACAGCUCUGGUCAGCUUGACUUUGUGGAAGUCUCCCGUGGGGAUGGAGUCAAAAGGAGUCAGCUAAACUCUGAUGAUGUGUUCAUUCUUGAUACAGAGAAAGUCUGUUACGUUUGGCUAGGAAAAGGAGCGAGUAUCGAGGAGAAGAGAAAUGCCUUUCCUGCUGCACACAACUACAUGAUGAGUACGAAAUGUCCAAAUCCAUACAACCCGAUCACCGUUGUUGACGAAGGCCACGAAACCCAUGGAUUUAAUGCAGCUUUUUAGACAGUAAACUGGCUUGUCAACAGGUAAAACAGGUUUUUUAAUU